CUUCAAUUUUAGAUGUAAGUAUAAAUACAAAGUAGGAGAAACUGGUGCCAUAAUUCGACAAAGCGCCUGUGAGUUAGUUGCUCGUUCUUGGGUUGGAUGCUUUUUUGCGCAUUAAAAUCCAUCAAGAUAUUGAUGGCAAGACAAGUAUACUUCAUCGUAAAGCCAAUAAUUGCUUCCUUGAUAGUGGUCCUCAACGUCAUUGAAAUUGGACUGCUUGUCAAACAUUUCAAAAGACAUAAAGCAACCACCGUAUGCAGACAUGCUAUCCCUAUCAUAUUAAUGGCAGAUCUUGCCCUAUCUGAUCUCCUGGUUGGAGUUGCAUUCGUUAUUGAUAUAUGCAUCAAUGAACUCAUUCGGAAAAAGAUUAUUUCCAUUAAUAGGACGAAUCUACAGAUUUUGGUUCUAUUCCGGGUAGUGAGUCUCGAUCUAUCAAUGUUUGCAUCCUGCUUCAAAACUAUCUUGCUAACCUUGGAUAGGCUAUUUGCAGUUCGGUUUCCUCUAGCCUACCGAUCACGAGCCAGAAACAAACAUGCAUUUGUCCUUGCUUUGAUCACGUGGGUGUUGUCAGCAGCACUGAUUUUUGUCCCGCUUCCCAUCAUAUUAUUUAAUAAUAGCAUUGAUUCUUUUUGGUACCACAUUAUAUCUAUUGCAACUACUGUGCUAGUGGCAACUUUUACGCUUCUAGUUUGCAAUGUAAUGAUAGUGAAAUCUGUGCGCAAACAGGGACGAGGGUUGAGAGGUAUUGCAAAUAAUUCUGGCUGCUACAGCCGCAAAAGAAAAAGUCACGUCAACAUGACACCGACCCAGAGUAGCAGUGACAAGGUUGGCUUUGAGCAUACCACAGUGAUUGUUAGGAAUUCGGACAACUCGAUCAGACCCUUGCAUAUUGUGAAAAGAGAGCUCAAAGUUUUUCGGCUUCCACUGACUCUUGUUAUUGCAUUUAUUGUUUGUUGGUUGCCCAUAGCGCUUUAUAACCUCAUUUUUGCAAUAGAUAAAGGCUUUAAUUUCAAUGUAAGGAGAACAGUGUUUCUCUUCGCUAUUUCAAACUCUGCGAUAAAUCCUCUGAUCUACCUUUGCAUCGGAGCAAAGAAAAGUCUUCUUUUUUGCAUUUGUAAAAAUCAUUGCUUCUUAUCAGGACGGAAACGGCCAGUCAAUGACGAAAAACCCUGUUCUUCUAAAGCCAGCGAUGCUACUUAGAGCUGCCAAGUUGGAUAGGCGAGUGACCUUUCAAAUUAUAUCAUCUUGCCAGUAGACAAAGACAAUCAAGUUUGGCUGAUGAUACAGGCACGCACUGAUUUCUGAUUGUGUAUGUUAGAUAAUUUCAAAUCACAUGCUUUGUAGAAAUUCGUUUUGUAGAUAUUAUUUUGCGCAUAAUGUACAUGUUUCAACUUAGACUAAAGAGCGUGACCAUUAUUUUCACCCAGUGCUACUGGCUACAGUAACUUUGAUCUAUAUUGGCAUCUCACCAGCCUAACCUUUUCUAUAUGCUUUAUUGCUCUUCAACCAUUGCGUAAGAACUUUUCUAGUUCUUAAACACAGUUUAUAAGAUAUGCAGCUAAGCAGUUCAAAGCACAACACAAAUACAAAUAAAGAAGACCACAAACAACAAAUUUUGGUAGAUUUUGCAUAGGCAGUGCUUCUAUGACAUUGCACUUUGCUUCGUUGUAAUCUAGGACAGGCAGCCUUGACUGUGCUUUACAUAUGUAUUACAUUAUCAUAUUUACAGACAGAGUUCACAACGUUACGGUUAAACCUUGGGGUCAAUUUUAAUAUAUCUAUCUGCAAUGCUGUUGCUGAAAGACUGAUCUCUUUUUUCAAUCGCCCCCCCCCCCCUCCCUUCAAAACCUUCAGCCUCCAAAUCUUACCCAAUUAUAUUGCAAAUCCAUUGGAAAAGAAACAGAAAAUGAUCCUUUUGGUAGCAUGGUUGUGGUAUAUUGACAGAAUAAGAAGUCUAUCAAAGUUAAAAAUUUUCCUGGCCAAAGUCUAAAACCCGUCUUCUUAUUCUAAAAAGAAUUUGAUACAAAUUUUGUUGUCCUGGUCUAUAAAUUGUGGGCUAAGAAUUUUGUAUUUACCGUUGUUGUUCUCGUAUUUUAAACAUCGUGUCGUGGUAGCCGUACCAAUUACUAAUUAGAAUGUACUUUGAACAUUUUAACAGACAAAAGGUGACAGACAAUCAAAAAUAAUUUCGCCUAUAUUUGGAAAUCUUUUUUGUUCGGUAGAUUAAUAAUGUCCGUUACUAGCCCCCGUUACAGGGUCAUUGCACAUGCGCAUUAUGACUCGAAGCCCUGGUGGAAAUUUCAAGAGUUGUGUGGUCCCAGACAGAAUAGCUAUGCGAAUACUGUUAUAAUGCGCAUGUGUCAUGACCCUGCAACACUGAUUGGUUUAAGACGGUAUUAUUUCGAAACAAAGGACUGAAUGUUUCGUCUCCCAAACAAUUUUCUCCACCUUUUUAUCAAAAGCUUUCUAUAAUCUUGUCAUGAAAUAAUUUGUACAUGAUAAAUAACCUCGUUUUGAUUAUAGUUAAUUAUUUUGUAACCAGGGUAACCUGUCAAGGGGUUUGACGAGCACUAUCGUAAUGAGUAGUGAGAGAUCUAGUAAUGUACAAUCUGAUGAUAUGAAACUGUGAUUGGAAAAGCUCCGUUGUGAUUACUUUGUGAUUACCUCCAUUAUUUUCGCCACAGAUCUUGCUAUAAUCUUCUUCGAUUCAAAAUUUGACUGUGUUAAGAAGGGUUGUUGUAACUAAGUUGACUUGUGAUUCCUUAAAUUGUCCUAGUUGAAAUGCGUCAUCCUAUUCAUAAAAAAGGGCGGGUUGCAAAAAAUUGUUCCUCUUGAUUCCCAGUCCUCCCCAUUUUUUGGGAGUAAGCGCCGCCUCUGAACGGAUUCAGUUUUCCUUCUUAAACUUUGGUUGAAAACUACUCAGAAUGGCCUAAAUACUUUACUUGUAUAGUUGUUCCGAAUCCUUUUACAUUUGAUGACAGUGUUUUGCAAACUCCCACUUUAUAGCUUCUAUGAGGACACCGGGCCAAAUCUGCCAAAAAAAUGUAUGCAGCGAAAGAGCCUCAAGCGAAGCUUAAACGUGUUACGAAGAAAAUUUUAAUGAUGCUUUUCUCAUUUCAAAUUAAAUGCAAACAAUUUUUUUUCAUUUAUACAGAGCUGAAGUAUUCAGACAGUAACGAUUUUAUUAUGAAAAAAACAAGCUUUGGCUCCUGCUGAAUACUUUUAAAAAGAUUUCAAAAUAGCUGUUUGCUUCUAUCGUAGGGGGCACGGGGGCACAAGACCCCUGUUUGCAAAAAGUGUAAACAAGUGCCCCUUUUUGGAAAAUAUAUUGUGUGUUUUAUUCACUGCCAGAUAUUCUGCCUUUUGAAGCUAAGUAAAAUGAAAUAAAAUUUGCGUUGUUGGAGGACUAUUCACUGAAAUUUCCUUGAAGUUUUACUUGGCCCUGAUGCAAAAAGCGCAAGCUCCUGUGAUAACAAUAUCAAUAGCAAAGGAGACUGUCUUCAACAACAAACGAAUUAGUGAAAUGUCCGCGUCAAGUCUAAGGAGAGUUAAAAACUUGUUGUGUGCAUAAGACUGAGAAGAUAAUCCUAAUAAACAUUGCAAAUAAAUUUUGCUUUGGCAAUGAAGAACGUGCUCGUACCUUCAGCCGAUUGCUUGAAGAUUACUUGAACUUGAAAUUUUGUAGCUUUUAGAAAAUGUUUUAUAGAGGCAAAAAUAUUUAUGUUUCAAGUUUCAAGUUUCUAGUUUCAAGUGGCGAUGGAAA
Messenger RNA from Rhopilema esculentum, 3760 nucleotides. RefSeq lists its product as uncharacterized. Gene Ontology annotation, biological process: G protein-coupled receptor signaling pathway. NCBI's taxonomy places the organism in Eukaryota, Metazoa, Cnidaria, Scyphozoa, Rhizostomeae, Rhizostomatidae. Gene Ontology annotation, cellular component: plasma membrane. Gene Ontology annotation, molecular function: G protein-coupled receptor activity. The record is from RefSeq and is a predicted model, not a curated record.